This is a messenger RNA of Pelmatolapia mariae (spotted tilapia), 1215 nucleotides long. RefSeq lists its product as uncharacterized. NCBI's taxonomy places the organism in Eukaryota, Metazoa, Chordata, Actinopteri, Cichliformes, Cichlidae. The transcript is spliced from 4 exons. The coding region runs from base 1 to 1215 and encodes 404 amino acids. The record is from RefSeq and is a predicted model, not a curated record. Gene Ontology annotation, molecular function: protein binding.
AUGGCCAUCAAGGGGAUUUUACUUCUUUGCUUGUUUGGAGCGGCAUUUUCUGACAUAGAUCGGCGUCAGUGUGACCCGGAGAUGAAACAACAGACACCGACUAUUUGUUCAAAUUAUAAAAACACUGUAUACCUAUAUGAUAGAAUUCAGGAACUUACAGAAAAACUAAUUAUACUGAAAACCGAGGUAACUGCUGUGAAAGAGUCUUCAGAGAGGAACAACAAUGCUUUAGAAAGGUUAGAGCAUAAACUUUCAAAAGCACUAAAAGAAAACGAGAGCAUGAAGAUACAAAAAAAUGAAUUCAAUGACAUGAAGAAACAGCUGGAAGAACAAACUACCGCCAUUGCUACCCUGAAGAGUGACAUUCAAAAACUGAUCAACCACAAAGAAAGAUUACAGGGAAACUUCAGUGAGAUUGAAGACAGACUUGACACAACGGAGCGACUGCUGGAGGAAAAGAGAGCCCAGCUUGAAAAUCUGGAGACAGAAACUGAAGCUGCAUUGAAUGACACCAACAAACUCCUGCAGAUGUACAAGAAUGAACUUUCCCACCUAAACACAACAAAACAGAGCCUUCAACGUGAGAUUGAGGCCAAACUGGAUGCCACAAAGACAGACCUUAAAGCUGAAAUCAAGGAAAUUCUAAACAACACUGAAGCUUUUAGCACAGAACUGAAUGAGCAAGAAUCUCAAGUUGGCAAACUUAAGGAGAAGACUGACUACAGAUUCAAGAUUGUUGAUGAACAGCUGAAAACACACAACUCCACAGUGAACAACCAUGAAGCUGAAAUAAACCUGCUGAAGGAACAAACUGCAGUGGCAUUUUCAGCAACGAAUAUGGAGUCUCCUGGUGUGUUCACUGGACCCACUACUUCCAACACCAGCAAUAUUUUGAUCUUCAACCAAGUCUUCACCAACAUUGGCGAUGCUUACAACAAUAAAACAGGAAUCUUCACCGCUCCAGUGAAGGGAGUUUACCAGUUCACCUUCAUGACUUUUGGUUACUACACCUACACUUCAGGAGCCAUCUUGGUGAAGAAUGGACAUUAUCAGGUUAGCACCUGGGAUUUCACAGGACCAGAUACCAGUGACACAACAAGCAACACGGUAAUUCUUGAACUGGAUGUGAAAGAUUGUGUCAACAUCAUCCUGUGGAGAGGUGGAAAAGUACACACAAGUGUCUUCAGUGGGUUUCUCAUUUUCCCAGUGGAAUAG